This is a messenger RNA of Microplitis mediator, 471 nucleotides long. It is a transcript of the gene mRpS21, whose product is annotated as 28S ribosomal protein S21, mitochondrial. The transcript is spliced from 2 exons. Lineage: Eukaryota; Metazoa; Arthropoda; Insecta; Hymenoptera; Braconidae. Bases 128 to 391 code for a protein of 87 amino acids. Gene Ontology annotation, cellular component: ribosome. The record is from RefSeq and is a predicted model, not a curated record. Gene Ontology annotation, molecular function: structural constituent of ribosome. Gene Ontology annotation, biological process: translation.
AUUGAAACAAAAUAUAUUUCGUAGACAUAGAAAUUCAUCAGAAAUCACAAAAACUAUUCAUUCUAACCUGUACGUUUUGUUGAUUUUCGCUUUAGUUUCGUAAGAAAAAAAUAAAAAUAACAGAAGUAUGAGGCACGCUAGCUUUAUCGCACGUACCGUUUUGAUAAAGGACAACAACAUUGAAGGUCCAUUCCGGCUUCUGAACAGAAUAUUGGGUCGGGAAGGAAUCUUGGAUCAGUUUCGAAGAACUAGGUACUACGAAAAACCAACUCAAGUAAGACGAAGAGUUAAUUAUGAAAGAUGUAAAUCACUUUACGAUGAAGACAUGAACAGAAAAAUUCAAUUUUUACUGAGAUCAAAUCGAGUCGAUCCUUACCCGGGAUGUCAUUAAUUGUUAUAAUCUGUAAUAAUUUGAAUUAUUUAUAUGCUAUAUGUAGAGUAAUAAAAUACAUUUAACACUAUCAGUAAUAA